UAUAAUACAGGUUAUGCAAAUAUUGGUGGGCUUCGACCGAAAGUAACCGUAUACAUCAAUAAUCUCGUAGGUCUUGUCAAACCGCAACAAAAGGCUGUGGGUACAAACAUCACCGCUAUGCAAGCAGCAGCAGCAGCCGCCAACAGAUUCACCGGAACGGCCGGCCCUAUUGGUACUACGAACGUUGUAGGCGGUCAGGAAGGUGGAACGGCAGCACAACAGGCACAACCAUCCGCACCGAGUCCCUGUCAAUCUCAGUCGGGAGCGUCGACUGGAGGACAACCAGGUCCCCAACCAGGUGCUCAACGCCCAAUGGCUGUACCGACUCAAGCUGGGAUUGCAAAAUCUACACUCUAUCCUGAAAAAUGUAGACUUAUUCAACAGCAGUUGGUGCUACUUCUACAUACACAUAAAUGCCAACGCCGCGAAAGUGUAGCGAAUGGUGAGAUGAGACAGUGUACCUUACCGGAUUGUAAGACGAUGAAAAACGUUGUUCGGGAGUCGAGAGAGAGACGCUCAGAGAUGAGCGAGAAGCGGUGUGUAACGCAAAUCCGUGGAUUCGCUGGAGGAUGUGCACCGGAACCGAUUCAACCAAGCGGCAUGUCCACCGAUAAAAGAAAGUAUUUGUUCAAGCCUGACGAGUUACGCCAGGCAUUGAUGCCGACGUUGGAGAAACUGUAUCGACAAGAUCCUGAAUCCAUACCGUUCCGACAACCCGUGGAUCCUCAGGCGUUAGGUAUACCGGAUUACCCGACCAUCGUAAAGAAACCGAUGAAUUUGUCGACGAUCAAGAAGAAACUUGACACGGAGAAAUACAGCGAUCUGUGGGAGUACAUCGAUGAUGUGUGGAUAAUGUUUGACAAUGCCUGGCUCUACAAUCGCACGACUUCUCGAGUCUAUAAAAACUGUACUAAGCUCUCAGAAGUAUUUGAGCAAGAGAUAGAUCCUGUGAUGCAGGCUUUGGGAUAUUGCUGCGGGAGAAAAUAUACAUUCAACCCACAGGUGCUCUGUUGCUACGGCAAGCAACUCUGCACAAUACCUAGGGAUGCAAAGUAUUACUCGUAUCAAAACAGAUACACCUUCUGUCAGAAAUGUUUCAACGACAUUCCUGGUGACACAGUGACGUUGGGAGAUGAUCCAACGCAACCUCAAACUGCCAUCAAGAAGGAACAAUUCCAGGAGAUGAAGAAUGAUCACUUAGAAUUGGAACCUGUUGUAACCUGUACGGAUUGCGGAAGGAGGGUACACAAAAUUUGUGUACUCCAUAUGGAAACAAUCUGGCCAUUAGGAUUCACCUGUGACAACUGUUUAAAGAAGAAAGGACAGAAACGCAAAGAAAAUAAGUUCAACGCUAAAUGCUUGCCUGUAACGAAGCUCGGCACGUAUAUAGAAACACGUGUAAAUAAUUUCCUAAAGAAGAAGGAAGCAGAUGCCGGCGAAGUUGCAAUCAAAGUGGUUGCAUCCAGCGACAAGGUGGUCAAAGUCAAGCCUGGUAUGCGAAGUAGAUUCGUCGAAAAUGGCGACAUGCCUGGCGAAUUUCCUUAUCGCGCGAAAGCGUUAUUUGCAUUUGAGGAGGUUGACGGCACCGACGUCUGUUUUUUCGGCAUGCACGUGCAAGAAUACGGGAGCGAAUGCACCCCACCGAAUACAAGACGAGUUUAUAUCGCGUAUCUAGAUUCUGUCCAUUUCUUCCGGCCUAGACAAUUUCGUACGGCUGUUUACCACGAGAUUCUUCUUGGAUAUCUUGAUUACGCAAAGCAGCUUGGUUACACUAUGGCUCACAUUUGGGCAUGUCCACCUUCCGAAGGGGAUGAUUACAUCUUUCACUGCCAUCCUGCAGAACAGACAAUACCAAAGCCUAAAAGAUUACAAGAGUGGUAUAAGAAAAUGUUGGACAAAGGAAUGGACGAGAAAAUAAUAUUUAAUUAUAAGGACAUUUUGGAACAAGUCAUGGAAGACAGACUUUCGUCCGCGGCGGAUUUGCCAUACUUUGAAGGUGACUUUUGGCCGAAUGUGCUGGAAGAAAGUAUUAAAGAAUUAGAUCAGGAAGAGGAAGAAAAGCGUAAACAGGCCGAAGCGGCCGAAGUGGCUGCUGCGGCGGCAAACGCGAAGAGCCAAAAGAAGGCGAAGAAAUCCAACAAGUCCAAAGCGAAUCAAAGGGACAUUUUGGAACAAGUUAUGGAAGACAGACUUUCGUCCGCGGCGGAUUUGCCAUACUUUGAAGGUGACUUUUGGCCGAAUGUGCUGGAAGAAAGUAUUAAAGAAUUAGAUCAGGAAGAGGAAAAAAAGCGUAAACAGGCCGAAGUGGCUGCUGCGGCGGCAAACGCGAAGAGCCAAAAGAAGGCGAAGAAAUCCAACAAGUCCAAAGCGAAUCAAAGGAAAAAUAGUAGGAAAUCGAGUACUCCUCAGACCGGCAAUGAUCUUCUUUCCGCAAAAAUCUUUGCAACUAUAAAAAAACACAAGAAAGCAUUCUUUGUAAUAAGGUUGCAUAGUGCUCAAAGUGCGGCUAGUUUAUCACCGAUCCAAGAUCCCGAUCCCGUUAUCAACUGCGAUUUGAUGGACGGUCGUGAUGCAUUUUUGACGAUGGCGAGAGAGAGGCAUUACGAAUUUUCAUCGCUGAGAAGAGCAAAGUUCAGUUCGAUGUCCAUGUUAUAUGAGUUACAUAAUCAAGGCCAAGACAAGUUCGUUUACACUUGUAAUAAUUGCAAGAAUCAUGUGGAGACCAGAUACCAUUGUACAGUUUGUGACAAUUUCGAUUUAUGUGUGAGUUGUAAAGAUAAAGAUGGUCAUCCGCAUCCCAUGGAGAAACUUGGCUUUGAUUUGAAUGACGGAUCAUCACCGGCCGAUGCCAAACAAACAAAUCCACAAGAUAACUCCAUGACGGCAAAAGGUGAUCACACUGCUAAUCCUAAGGGGGGCUACGAUGUUUGUAUGGCGGAGAGUAUGUGCGGAGAGUACAGCCCUAUGUCAUUACCACAACAACUACAACAACAGCAACAGGAUAGUACCUCAAGUCAUGUACCUCAGCAAACAUCUAUGCAAUGGCAACAUCAACAACAGACCACUGAGCAACAAACGCAAAAUCUUCAACUCAAACAGAAAUCACAAACAUCAUGGAGAAAGAGAAGAUAUGAGCCAGAUAGUUGCGCCGAAGCGCAACAGGUUCGUUUGCAGCCUGCAGGAGAGCCGGCCGCUAUUACCAAGGACGAUACUAAUAUUCUCGAUAAAGGCAGUGGAGGGUUCACGAGUUUGUCAGAACCUAAUAUUAGUCUUAGUCCGACACCAACAGCGUCGACACAAGGAGUAAAUGUCACCGAAAGUCAUAGCAUAUCUGGUUAAUCAAGGUGUACCUAACCUGAGGUUAUCGCUUUAUUCGAAUUAUUAUGUAAUUAUACAUGAUAUUUUAAUUGGAAAUAUGGGAAGGGACUCAUUUUUAUUAUAUUGACUCGUUACUUCUACUAGUAAAUUAUUAAACAUGCAAAAAAUAUAAUUUACAUAAGCUUCCAACACAUAUAUUUAGUAUGAAAAGAAUAAAAAAAUUUCGUGUGCAGAAAUGUAAAAAAAGGAUUAUAAAUGAAACAAACAAAGAAUUUAAUAUUGUCAAAUUGUAAGAUAGAUGUGUUUUGCUUAAGUGAAAGAAUGAUUAAUGAUAUAUUUUAAAAUACUAAGAAUUAAUCUAUAAUAUAUAAGUGCAUUGAAUAUGAAUAUAUAAAUGAAUAAAUAAUUAACAUGACAAAACAGCCGCGGGCCUUGUAAAAGCGGAUCUUGUGUUCGAUUGUGUGCGUGUUUGCAUAAAUAAAGCUUUGUGCGAAUUUUACAAUAUAGCAAUCGCACAAGCAGGAACAUGAAUUUUUUCCACGAAUCCUUAUAUCUCCAGCAAAUAAAUAUUUAUAUUUGUUAACAACAAA
Formica exsecta is the source of this 3908-nucleotide messenger RNA. Its product is annotated as CREB-binding protein-like. Gene Ontology annotation, cellular component: histone acetyltransferase complex; transcription regulator complex. Gene Ontology annotation, molecular function: histone acetyltransferase activity; transcription coactivator activity; zinc ion binding. Gene Ontology annotation, biological process: positive regulation of transcription by RNA polymerase II. The record is from RefSeq and is a predicted model, not a curated record. NCBI's taxonomy places the organism in Eukaryota, Metazoa, Arthropoda, Insecta, Hymenoptera, Formicidae.